GGGAGGGAAAUCUGGAGUGUCAACAGGAGGCGAAAGUCCAGGCUGCUGAGAUCCCGGAGAGCGGUGGGAAACACAGACGGAAGGGGCAGUUGCCGGGUCAGAACUACAUUCCCCAGCAUGCAUUGGGGCGCCCACACUGUGCAUCUUGGGAAAUGUAAUCCUCUUCCUGUGGCGCCACCCUACGACCCCCAGUCUGACUCCUCAGUCUCACUCCUUCCCCACUUGGAGGCCAAGAUUCGCCAGACACACAGCCUUGCCCGCCUCCUGACCAAAUAUGCUGAGCAGCUGCUGGAGGAAUAUGUGCGCCACCAGGGAGACCCUUUUGGGCUGCCGGGCUUCUCACCCCCGAGGCUGCCGGUGGCGGGCCUGAGCGCCCCGGCUCCCACCCACGCGGGGCUGCCAGUGCGCGAGCGCCUGCGGCUGGACGCGGCGGCCUUGGAUGCGCUGCCCGGGCUGCUGGACGCUGUGCGCCGCCACCAGGCGGAGCUGAACCCCAGCGCCCCGCGCCUGCUGCGGCGCCUGGAGGACGCGGCGCGCCAGGCUCGCGCGCUGGGCGCCGCUGUGGACACCGUGCUGGCUGCUCUGGGCGCUCUGGGCGCCCGUGGGCCCGGACCGGAGCCCGCCGCCGCCGCAGCUGCCACCGUUACCAACACGGCUGCGGGCAUCUUCUCGGCCAAGGUGCUGGGGCUGCGCGUGUGCGGCCUCUACGGCGAGUGGGUGAGCCGCACCGAGGGCGACCUGGGCCAGCUGGUGCCCGGGGGCCUCGCCUGACCACGCUGCCCCGCGCUCUCCAGCUGCGUGCGCUCUGGAGCUAUCCACGUCUGUCUGCCUUGUCCUGUCUUCCUGGCUCUCCUGGUCUCAGGGAGUGUCCUGUGCCCACCAGCUUUCUCCUGUUCUCUGCUCUCCCUUCUUGGCGUCUUUGAUGUUUCCCGGACUCUGUAGCUCUUGCUCCGUCCGACCUUCAUCCCCCUUCAGUCCAUGUGAGUGUGUGUACCCCUAGUCUCAUCUCUUAUAGGUGACACUUGAUUUCACUCCCUUGGUUUCUUUGUCCUUUCCCAGGCAGAGAAGUGCCUGCUGGUCCUUCGGUGGCAAGACCACCCACCUCCAGGGUAAUACCCUCCUGGGCUUUCCUCUCCACUAGUUCCUUUCGUUCCUGACCUUUCUCCCUUUGAUGUCCUUCCCUUUCCUGUCUCCCUACCCUAGAAACCCCAUCAGUAACCCCAGUCUAUGGGGGAGGAAAGGGGAGGGGGGAAGAGAGAGAAAGAGAGAGAGAGAGAGAGAGAGAGAGAGAGAGAGAGAGGACAAAUAACAUCUUAGAGUUUUAUUUGAGAAUAAAUUAAUUUUUG
This is a messenger RNA of Nannospalax galili (Upper Galilee mountains blind mole rat), 1346 nucleotides long. RefSeq names its product cardiotrophin-1. The coding region runs from base 118 to 771 and encodes 217 amino acids. The record is from RefSeq and is a predicted model, not a curated record. The transcript has 4 exons. NCBI's taxonomy places the organism in Eukaryota, Metazoa, Chordata, Mammalia, Rodentia, Spalacidae.